Messenger RNA from Aspergillus alliaceus, 1057 nucleotides. RefSeq lists its product as uncharacterized. NCBI's taxonomy places the organism in Eukaryota, Fungi, Ascomycota, Eurotiomycetes, Eurotiales, Aspergillaceae. The record is from RefSeq and is a predicted model, not a curated record. The transcript is spliced from 2 exons. The coding region runs from base 169 to 903 and encodes 244 amino acids.
UUUUGUGGCCGCCGAUUGCCCUUAUCGAUAAAUAUCACGUGCAAUUGAAUUCCUCCGCAAUAUCACGUGUGGGGCCUGUGGCAGAAUAGGGAAUGACUGAUAGUUGCGUCAUGGGUCACUGACUUGGUGUGCAUGAACGAUCGAUAAUUCCAUUUAUCGUCCGUUAAGAUGCGACACCAAACUCUCACGCCAAUCUUUCUGGUCUUUCUAAUAGUUUGCGCAGUACUAAUAGCUCAGAACCCUCCAGGCCUCCCUCUUCGCAAGCGUCUACCGCGUCCGUUUGUCGAUCUACCUCAUUUACGGCACGAGCGGCACCUACAAGAGAACAGCGAACUAAAGCAGUGGUUGCACAAUCAACAGCCCAUUAUGACCCCUAAUAUUGCCAUGCCGCCUGAUACUGGCUCUAGCGGAGGGAGCAGACUUGCUCAGGAUUCCGGCAAUGACGGUCUUGUGAUAUCUGAUGUUCUUCCUAAAAAUCGUGGCAUCAAUAUCUUUGCCUCUCUCACAAGGGAUUUUGAGCCUAUCGAAUCUCUAUUUAAUGAUGCGACGAAGAAUUUAACCGUCCUUGCCCCUCGCAACAGUGCAGUUCAGGGUCUUCCGCGUAAGCCUUGGGAGAACCCGGAUGAUUAUGAACAGUUUGGGGAGGCGAAUGCGUAUGAGGGAGAGGAUGGCCAGGACCGCGCGAAACGCAACCUAAAGCGUUUUGUAGAGGCCCAUAUAGUACCCAAGAGUCCCUGGAAUAAAGGGGAUGAAGUAGAGACCCUUGGGGGUGACAGGCUGAAAUGGACGAAAGAUGGAGAUAAGAUCUUUAUUCAACCUGGAAAUAUUGAGGUCGACAGUAUUGCAGAGCAAGUUUCAAAUGGUGAAGUAUGGAUCUUAAACGGUGUUAUCAAUUACCGUUGAAACUCUCUUUACGAAUUCUGUGGCGAUACAAACAACGUAGAUAUAAUCUGGAAAUGCUGUGGCCUUUUCAUAUCGUAAUUUGAAUUAAAGCCGAGUGUACGCGCAUUUCUUAAGCAGCAGGUAUAACACAGUGGAGCUUUUGGAAGAAUGGGCU